Pelmatolapia mariae (spotted tilapia) is the source of this 2010-nucleotide messenger RNA. RefSeq names its product leiomodin 2 (cardiac) b (gene lmod2b). Gene Ontology annotation, cellular component: striated muscle thin filament; myofibril; cytoskeleton. The transcript is spliced from 6 exons. NCBI's taxonomy places the organism in Eukaryota, Metazoa, Chordata, Actinopteri, Cichliformes, Cichlidae. The record is from RefSeq and is a predicted model, not a curated record. Gene Ontology annotation, molecular function: tropomyosin binding. Gene Ontology annotation, biological process: muscle contraction; pointed-end actin filament capping; actin filament organization. Bases 149 to 1831 code for a protein of 560 amino acids.
AUUUCUACUAGUUUCAUAGUGGACCGUAUCUUUUGUUGGAAUUUCCAAUCCCAAGCGUCUUCAUUUUGGGGUCUACACCAGAUCAUAAGCAAAUCAAGAACCGGUCUGCCUGCAUUUCUGUCAUUUCUGUGCUUAUCACACUUUGGCCAUGAGCUGUUUUGGGUAUCGUCGAGAGCUGAGUAAGUAUGAAGACCUUGAUGAAGAUGAGCUUUUGGCUUCUCUCAGCGCUGAGGAGCUGGCUGAGUUGGAAAAGGAGCUGUCGGACAUCGAUCCUGAUGCCAAUGUGCCCAUAGGACUCAGACAGCGAGACCAGACAGAUAAGACCCCGACAGGCACCUUCAGCAGAGAGGCCCUCAUGAAGUACUGGGAGAACGAGACACGUAGACUGCUGGAGGAUGAGUUAGGUGGAGCAAGCCCAAAACUGGAUGAAGAACAGGAGGAGGACUGUGUGACAGAAGAAACCAGUGAAGGAGAAGAGGACAAAGAUGAUGAAAAUGAGAAGGAGCAAAAAAAGAAUGAAAAACAAAGGGAGGAAGAAGAGGAAGCCGAGAACAGUGAUGAAGAAGAGGAAGAAGAGACGGAGAGUGAAGAAGAACCUGUAACAGAAGAGGAGGAAGAAGAAGACGAAGAGGAAGAAGAACAAAAUAAUAAAUCAAAACCUGAACCGUCAAAUAAUUCAGGGCAGGUGACGUCGUGGGCCGAGAACCUAACCCUGCUCAAGCCCCAGAGGGUGGAGCCUAUUAGGCGGACUCCUCCUCCUCCACCACCUGCCGACCCGAACACCACUGGAAACCCAACUGUCGUCGAUGACGCUCUGCAGCGAGUACUUAGAAAUGACUCUGAACUCACUGAGGUUAAUCUCAAUAAUAUAGAUGACAUCUCACAGGAAACUCUCAUCCGAUUCGCUGAAGCAUUGAGGUCAAACACACACGUGAAAACCUUCAGCCUCGCAAACACCCGAGCUGACGACCCCGUGGCUCUGGCCAUUGCUAAGAUGCUAAAGGAGAACUCCUCCAUCAUCAGCCUGAAUAUAGAGUCCAACUAUGUGUCUGGAAAAGGCGUGAUGGCUCUGGUUCAAGCACUACCAGGAAACAACACCUUGACGGAGCUCAGGUUUCAUAACCAGAGGCACAUGUGUGGAGGACAGGUGGAAAUGGAGAUGGUGAAAAUUCUGAGGGAAAACUACACCUUGAUCAAACUGGGUUACCAGUUCAACCUACCUGGGCCAAGAAUGAGCAUGACAGGGAUCCUCACCAGGAACCAAGACCGUCAGAGGCAGAAACGGCUACAGGAGCAGAGGCAGCAGCAGCAGAACCAGCAGGGGGCACAAGAAGGAGCUGUUAACCGCAGAACCACUGCGCUGAGAGGAACACCAAGUUCAUCCCCUUACAGCUCACCCAGGGCCUCUCCUUGGUCCUCACCUAAACUGCCCCGAAACGACCUGGCUAAAAAACAGACACCCCCUGCGCCACCUCCUCCCCCACCUCCACCCCCGCCUCCUCCUCCACCUCCUCUCCCGCAGCAGGAGAAGAAAAAGCCCACGAGGAUGAUUGCAGAGGUUAUCAAGGCGCAUGAAGCGGGCAAGAAAAAGACGGUGAAAACAAAAGGGAAGAAGGGGAAGAAGGGGAAGGUGUCGGGCAAUGAUGAGACAAACAGCAUCUUUAAGGAGCUCAAAAAUGCCCUUAGGCCAGUGUCGGUAGAGAGGAGAGGGGAGGAGGGCAGCAGGCCAUCAACGCCAAUGAGGUCAGCCCAUGAUCAGCUGAUGGAGUCCAUCCGCAAUAGCAGCAUGCGCAAUCUGAAACGGGUGGAAGUCCCUCGUCAUCUACGAUAAAAGUGUCAUAAAAGACAUCAUCUUGAUAUCACUUUGAUGGAGAAUUUGGAUACUGAUGACGAUGGACUGACCGACGGUGGUGAAAGAUGACAGGUGAAAACUUGGGUUUUCUAAGGAGGCCGACGUGAAUUCUUACUCAUAAAAAAUACACUGGAAAUUUGCACUGCAAUGACAGCUUU